This is a messenger RNA of Amphibalanus amphitrite, 1561 nucleotides long. RefSeq names its product ras-related protein Rab-7L1-like. The transcript has 5 exons. The coding region runs from base 321 to 1226 and encodes 301 amino acids. Gene Ontology annotation, cellular component: lysosome; late endosome; phagocytic vesicle. The record is from RefSeq and is a predicted model, not a curated record. Gene Ontology annotation, molecular function: GTPase activity; GTP binding. NCBI's taxonomy places the organism in Eukaryota, Metazoa, Arthropoda, Thecostraca, Balanomorpha, Balanidae. Gene Ontology annotation, biological process: phagosome-lysosome fusion; endosome to lysosome transport.
GAAUAAACUGUUUGUUGCUGUAUAGCCGGCUGCAAAUCAUCCGCGCACAAUAGUGAGCAGCCUGGAGUUGGGGAGGGGCAUGUUUGAUAACCAUACCUGCAGCUGAGGCAGCGGGCGACCGCAACCGAACCGCACACCCCAGGCGCCGGUCACCGAAGAAGCCAUAGGUGGCCGACCGACGCGCCGGGCUGUCACAACAGAUCAGCUCCGCACCAGCGGACAGCGCACGGGUCAGGGACCGGCGUCGGAGCACAGCUCAAGCGGGUCAAUCAGCACCGGAGAAAGCCAGACGGUGUCUUCCAGAAGUCGCUUGCUCCAGGAUGGGAGAGCGGACACGGCUGCGACUGGUGUUUUUGCCGUCCGUGGCCCGCGAUGGUGCCGGCGAACGUGCUACGGCUAGUCCCCAGGAGCGCCACCUCAGCGCCGGCUGGAGAGAGGAGCUCUCCGGGUCGCUGGAGCCCGCCACGCCCACCACGCCCAAGGAGACCACGGCACCCUGGAAUGGUUCAGGUGAAUAUCCCCGUCCGAGAGGACUGAGCAGCGCCCCGUACAAACUGCUCGUGCUGGGGGACGCGGGCGUGGGAAAGUCUGCUAUCGUGACCCGGUACGUUGCUGACAAAUACCAGCCGGACCGCGAGGCCACGGUCGGAGUGCGAACAUCGACCAAGACCGGGGUGCAGCUGGAGGAAGGCGUCUUCAACGUCCAGAUCACAGAGCUUAGCGCCGAGAGAUCGUUCCAGGGGCUGGCGGAUGCGUUUUACAAGGAUGCUCACGGCUGUGUGGUGGUGUUUGACCUGGGGCAGCGACGCUCGCUGCGCGGCGCUCUCCGCUGGAAGCGUCACAUCGACCGUCUGUGCAGCCUGCCGGACGAGCAACGUUUCCCGAGCCUCUUGCUCGCUAACAAGUGUGACGUCACUGGAGGCCGUGACGUCACCCAGUGGGAGGUGGAGGACGUGGUCAAACAGGCCGAUUUCCUCACCUGGAUCGAGGUCUCGGCCAAGUACAACUUCAUGGUGAAUGAAGCCAUCGGGUACCUGCUGCGGGUCGUGCUGUCGCGAGCAGGUCCGCCUGGCGUCGACAGCUCCGUGCACCUUACAGACCCGGAUGAUGAGCCGCCACCAUCGCGCUCCUGCUGCGGCGCUGGCGCAGGGUCACAAACAAGGUCGAGGUCAAACGAGAGCCUCCUGGCGUCACGAGGCUCGUCAGAUCAACGCAAGGAGCUUUAAUGUCCUUUCUCAAGCGCCUAGGCCAACGGUCUUGGCUCCUGGACGCUUAGGUGCGAAGCCAGAAAAAAAAAAUUAAUGAAAAAUACGCGUGCAUCGUGGGGGUGUUAAGUUUGCAAUGCAUAUACCAAACUCAAGGCUACUUCUCAGUCCUGUAGCUGAGAAGAAUGUGCGGCCAUGUCAUGGUGGAACUCUGUAUUGUGCAAAUUGCAACUGACACAUGAGCUGUGUCAGUGUGGAUUGCGAUUGAUUGCAAAGGAGUCUAAACGCCUGAUUCAACAUGCCUCUGCAAAUAAUGAAGGGAAGUGCAAACACAAACAUAAAUAAAUACCUACUUA